Mycetomoellerius zeteki is the source of this 532-nucleotide messenger RNA. Its product is annotated as Coiled-coil domain containing 56. The transcript is spliced from 3 exons. NCBI's taxonomy places the organism in Eukaryota, Metazoa, Arthropoda, Insecta, Hymenoptera, Formicidae. Bases 181 to 474 code for a protein of 97 amino acids. Gene Ontology annotation, cellular component: mitochondrial inner membrane. Gene Ontology annotation, biological process: mitochondrial respiratory chain complex IV assembly. The record is from RefSeq and is a predicted model, not a curated record.
GUGUACGUGUUACUCGUGUAAUUUUUGCCUAUCUUGUGGUGUGAAAGAUCUAAACCGAGUUAUAAGAUUUUUUCAUCGUAUAUGUAAUGUACAUAUCUUCAUCAAAUAUACAUUUUCAUGAAACUGGAACUGAUAACAAGAAAAGAGACGAAGAUCUAUUCUAAUUGAGGACGCUGGUGUAUGGAAAUGGGACCUGAUAAUCAACUUGGACAAAAUAAAGCUAUGCCAAAGGUUGAUAUAAUAAAAGAUGCAACAAAGCUUAAAUCUACAGAUUUAAUUUAUAUGAAACGUUUAGAAGAACAGAAUUUUCAAAGAGCAAUAAAUGUACAGAAAUAUCGCAAAGCUAAUAGUCGUACUGCUAUUGGUUUAACCCUUGGAGUCAUUGGAAUUUAUGUUUAUACAAUAUAUUCAGUUAAACAGGAAAAAUUCUUAGACGACUUUGAAGUACCAGAAAAGACGAUUGAGAAGACAUAAAAAGUAUUUUGUUUGAAAUAUCAAUAAAAAAGUUUACUGCUUAUUGUAUUAAAUAGAU